This is a messenger RNA of Myxozyma melibiosi, 1580 nucleotides long. RefSeq lists its product as uncharacterized. The transcript is spliced from 2 exons. The coding region runs from base 465 to 1508 and encodes 347 amino acids. The record is from RefSeq and is a predicted model, not a curated record. Lineage: Eukaryota; Fungi; Ascomycota; Lipomycetes; Lipomycetales; Lipomycetaceae.
UGGGGCUGGUGGACUGGCGCAGCCGCACGGACGAGAAAGAGGAUGUGGCUGGGCAGCCAACCAGCCUCCGGCCGAAAAUAGGAGCCUGGGCAGAGAUCUUUCUAUAAAUCAAUCACCGCAUCCGCUUUCUCUCUGCUGCUGUCUGCUUCCUGCUCUUCGUCGCUCUUUUCUGCUUCUUGUUCUUUCAGUUACUAUCUCUACUCUCUUUCUAUCUGCUCGCAGAGUAGAUCGCUGUCUCUUCUACCUACGCGUUCCUCGCUCGUGGAUUUCCUGCACGGCUUCGCGUCGCGUCGAGAUAAACUCAACUUCCAUUCCUCGCCAUUCGUUCCUGGAUCCCCCUUCGCGUCGCCUUCUUUCCAACGCUUUCCGGCCUUCUUUUUCUCUCUUUCCCCCCUGAUUACAUCGUUAUCUGUCGUUCCACCCGCCCGGUUCAGAUUGCAGUCUAAUUAAUCAAAUAAUACAUAAUGCCCUCUGAUUGCUGCGGCCUCAGGCGCUCUUCCUCGCGCACUCUCAACUGCCGCUCUUCCUCCGCCAACCGCGCCGCCAAACCGUCAACGAAUUUCUCGCGCCCUCGAUCAGCGGGUGCUACUGGACUGCCCAAGCUGCAGCCUGCCGAUAUUCUGGAGGGGUGCGCGAUGCACCUCGCCGCGAUUUUUUGCGAUCGCACAGGACUCUCGCACUCGCACAUUAGUACCGUCCUGCGCUCUGCAAACCUCUCGCUCACCGUCAUUGCCGGAUCCGCCUGUCUUCUUCCCCGUCUCAACCAAAAAUUCUAUGCGCGUCUACGAAAAUCACUGGGAUGCUCGCGCUCGCGCGCGGGCUACAUCUCUCUCCUGGCAGCGCUCGACAUUGCCUCGAAAUUCCUCGACGAUGACGCUGCGCGUAUCCCCUCAUUCUCAGCCACUUUGCGUGCCUCAGCCGAGCUUGGCGACGACUGCAGCAGCUGCGACGAGGACGGUGACGCGACCGAGUCUGCGUUCGUGAGCCCGCGCGACUUGGCUGACGCGCAGGUGAUGAUGCUCUUUUCGCUUGGGUUUGAUCUGCAUACACUCCUGACGUCUGCUGCGGUCGAGCGUACGAUCGGGGAGUUUGAAGGGUGCGCAAAGCUGCUCAGCUUCAUUCGUCCGUCAGCUGCACCCGCAACAGCAGCAGCAGCGGCAGUGGUAGCGCUCGAAUCUGUGGCGCAGGACGGCAAGGGACCUGCGUACGGAAGCGCGGUGCUGAACGCGCCAUAUGCGAUCGACGAGGAAGAGGAGGAUAUCAUAUAUACGCAUUACAUCGACGGCUACUCUUCCGAGGAGGACUACGACGAGUUUGACGAGGAGGACUCUGCCGAUCUGACGAGCGAGUGCGACAGCGCAUCGACCAGCGGCAGCCCCAAGGUGGGCAGCAGCAACGAGACCGGCAGCGGCAGCGGCAGCGUAUGCAAGGAGCCGUCGAGCAUACAGCGAAAACGGCUGUGGUCAGCAGCGGCCUCACCGCCCGCGGCGUCUGCUGUCGCGGCGUGAUUCUUUUCUUUUGCUGCAUUGUUUCAAUUCUAUUACACCGGGCGUUUAUGAGCAUGUGAAGUCAGCACUGUU